Molecule: messenger RNA, 1212 nt
Organism: Lachancea lanzarotensis
Lineage: Eukaryota; Fungi; Ascomycota; Saccharomycetes; Saccharomycetales; Saccharomycetaceae
Gene: GPC1
Product: LALA0S01e12486g1_1
Exons: 1
Coding region: 1-1212 (403 amino acids)
Biological process (GO): phosphatidylcholine biosynthetic process
Source: RefSeq, a predicted model, not a curated record
AUGGGCGACCCCUACGAUUCGGAUGAGGGCAAAACUCCCACAGGUCGUAUAUCUCUAGCUUCGUGGGUUGAACUUUUGGACCCUGUUUCACCCACAGCCCAAUCUUACUAUCUGCCACGUAGAUACUUCAACAGUGCCACGCAGCGGAUUAGGAGCACUAAGACGCGGCAAAAGUUGGCCAAACUACGGACCACGGCUCAGGAUUUAACCCCACAAUUGGACGAAUUCAAAAAACGCACUUUUACACGUCUACAAUCUCUGGAUAAACCUCUAGAGACACUUUUUUUCCAUAAAAGCUCUUAUUUGGAAAAGUGGUUUUAUCCGUUUACGCUCUUCAACAUUUUUGGGAUAGGGUUCAUUAUUGGAAAAUACCCGGAAUGGUUCCACGUAUACUACACCCUGAUGCUUGUUCUACUGAUGCCGGUACGUUACUACACAUAUUAUAAGACCAAUAGUCACUACUAUAUGGCUGACCUGUGCUAUUAUGUCAAUAUGAUGUGCUUGCUUUUCAUUUGGGUGUGGCCCACUUCAGUUCACCUAUAUCAAAGCUGUUUUGCAUUCACCUUUGGCACUUUGUGUUUUGCUGUCAUAACAUGGAGAAACUCGCUUGUUAUUCAUUCGGUUGAUAAAAUCACAUCGUGCUUUAUUCACAUAAUGCCACCUCUGACCAUGUACACCAUAAGGCAUGGUAUCGAUGAGGGUUUAAAGCUAGACCGUUUUCCAGCAGCUUCUUUGAUUGCGUCCGAAAAAUGGAACUUAAAGUACAAUAUUUUCUGGACUUCUCUUUAUUAUCUCGUCUGGCAAAGUGCUUAUCACUAUUUCAUUACUUUGCGGCAAUCUUCUAAGAUAAAAUCGGGACAAAGGGUCACUAGCUUUGAGUAUCUCACUUCUCACCAGUUCAAGAACUUUUGGGCCGUAAAAUUGCCUGAUCCUUGGCCCGUGCUUUGCUAUAUUCUAAUCCAGUACUGUUAUCAAUUAGGGACUAUGAUGCUGUGCGGGAUAUGGUUCCAUCACAGAAAAGCUGCAGCUGCAUUUCUAAUGUUCAUCUAUUUGUGUGCUGCAAGGAACGGUGCAACGUACUAUAUCGAUCAUUACGGUAAGAAAUUCGAAAAAGAGGUUACUAAGCUAAAGCUGGAAAUUCAGAGUCUACAACAAGAGCUGGAUCAAAAGCCUGGCUCAGUUUGUAAUGAAAGCGAACUUCACACACUUUAA